This is a messenger RNA of Nymphalis io (European peacock), 2387 nucleotides long. It is a transcript of the gene Tm1, whose product is annotated as tropomyosin-2. Lineage: Eukaryota; Metazoa; Arthropoda; Insecta; Lepidoptera; Nymphalidae. Gene Ontology annotation, cellular component: actin filament. The transcript has 8 exons. The record is from RefSeq and is a predicted model, not a curated record. Gene Ontology annotation, molecular function: actin filament binding. Bases 51 to 1277 code for a protein of 408 amino acids. Gene Ontology annotation, biological process: actin filament organization; muscle contraction.
AAUAUGGCGGCGGGCGCUGCGCGGCCGGUCGUAGCGCGCGGAGUGCAGUGAUGUCCGCGUCCGCGCCCCACGCCCACGGGCGCACCCCCGUGCGGCGCAGGGGGCAUCAACACCACCCGCGGCUGAGGGGCGACCGUUUACCCGCCCCCAGCUCGCCCGCAAACACUACUCCGUCCAAACGUGUGACCUUAGACACUCAAACAGACGAUGUUGUGCCUUGUGUCAAUAGUGUUAGUGAAUCUCAAGAAUUGACAAGGACGAAUAGUGACGAUGCACUUUCGAAUCGAAGCAUACUCGAGGACUCGAAUAUCGAUGAUGAUGAAAUUGAAUUUGAUAUUAGGAUCACCGGUGCAGACUCGAAUGGAAGUUCGGAUGACGACUUUUCCUUUAGAGAGGAGAGAUCAGCGGGUGACGGUGCAGAGGUAACGGCGUUAGCCUCUGAUAUAUCAGAUGAUGAUCCCGAGACUGCGGAACUAGCAAAACUCAGAUGUCCUAGUGAAUGUACUGAAGUUUUGGCCGCCAGGGAAAAUCGGAGAAGGCGAAGAUGUGCCGACUAUCCGGGACUCGCGUUCGGAAGUUCCAUAUUCUCUUCAGAUACAAUGAUGAAAUUUUCUAUCAUCAAGAAUGAGUUGCAGAAUAUUAAGAAUACUGCAUUGAAAAGGGCCGAAUCCGAAGUUGCUGCGCUCAAUCGACGCAUCCAACUGCUCGAGGAAGACUUGGAGAGGUCAGAGGAACGUCUCGCGACCGCAACCGCUAAGCUCGCGGAGGCUAGCCAGGCCGCCGAUGAGUCGGAACGAAUACGCAAGGCGCUGGAGAACCGAACCAACAUGGAGGACGAUCGCGUCGCCAUUUUGGAAGCCCAACUCUCACAGGCAAAACUCAUCGCCGAGGAGUCGGACAAGAAAUACGAAGAGGUGGCGCGCAAGCUCGUGCUGAUGGAGCAGGACCUCGAGCGGGCCGAGGAGCGCGCUGAGCAGAGCGAGUGCAAAAUCGUCGAGCUUGAAGAAGAGCUCCGCGUUGUCGGUAACAACCUGAAAUCCCUGGAAGUCUCUGAGGAGAAGGCGACACAAAGAGAAGAAUCCUACGAGGGUCAGGUGAAGGUGCUCGACGCGCAGCUCAAAGAGGCUGAAGCUCGUGCUGAAUUUGCCGAGCGCUCUGUCCAGAAACUCCAGAAGGAGGUCGACAGGCUUGAAGACGAUCUGGUGGCCGAGCGCGAAAAGAGCAAGGUCCUGCAGGAGGAGAUGGAGGCCACGCUCCACGACAUUCAGAACAUGUGAACACCUCGCCCUCUCACAACCCCCUCCCCUCCCCCGCCCGCCUCACUUCGCUCGCUAUCGAUAUCGACAAACAUGUCCACCUCACUAGUCUGCUCUCUGAGUGACGUCUGUCAAUUCUGACAUCUGUCAAUAUCGUGCUGCCAUUGCAAAAAUACGUGUAUAUGGUAGAUGCGCGCUAUCAUUAUUUAUUAACUUUAUACGCCGCUGUUCUUAUAUUUUUAUACUUUUUUUCUUUUAUGACAUGACUAGUUAUAUAAAAGUGAAGCGGGCGGGUGACGAGAUGUUACUAGAUAUAAAGUAAUUGCCAGCCGCUUUUUAUGUAACGUCAAAAUCUAGUUCGCUACGACGCCACUGCCAAGUGCAAUUUUUUUUUUAGUUUCGAUCACAGUUUACUAAUGUUUUGUAUGCUAUUAAGUGUAUUUCCUCAUUUGUAUAAGUCGGCGCGUCUGUAGUCGAAAAUCGUAUUAAGUAGUCUUAAAAAAAAAAUCGACUUGUAAUUAAGGUAUUUCGACAUUCCAUUUUUGGGACCAAACGAGUCGUAAUAACUUUUGUCAAAUUAGUUGCACUUAUAUGAUAGGAGUGACAUUCCUGUAAUUAUUCCAAUGUUAUAUUACGAGUACUGUAGAUGUGUCGGGGAGUGCACCGUUUGCGAUUUAUAAUGAACUUUUUAUUUACUUAAUACUAGGAAAGAGAUUAGUUAUUUUUUAUUUAAUGAGUGAUGGUAACAAGUAAAAUAAUGAUAUUUAUGAGAAUAUGCUUGAUAUGAAUUAUUUUGAUAUUCUAUAUACUUUCGAGAACGUUUUCUAUUCUUGUGUCAUAAUUUCCGCUUGUUGUUAUUUAUUAAGAAUAAAUUAUGACAGAUUUUCGAGAACUUUAGAUUUUCUCACAAUUGGCGCUUUUUUCGAAGCUGGCAAUUAACCUCUAGAAAGAGGUUCCGUAACCGAUACAUAAAAGGAAUAAUACUGUAAUUAAAAUCCGAUCGAGGGUAAUCCGUCGUUUCUUUUAAAUGUUAUUGAUUAAUGAAUUGAUAGAUAGUUCGUGAGAAAUAAAUUAAUGAUUUUAAGAGUAUUCUAACACGUGUUUAUAAAUAUAUUAUAUUAUUAUUUUUAA